This is a messenger RNA of Oncorhynchus nerka (sockeye salmon), 630 nucleotides long. RefSeq names its product caM kinase-like vesicle-associated protein. Gene Ontology annotation, molecular function: calcium/calmodulin-dependent protein kinase activity; ATP binding; calmodulin binding. The record is from RefSeq and is a predicted model, not a curated record. Gene Ontology annotation, biological process: peptidyl-serine phosphorylation. Gene Ontology annotation, cellular component: intracellular anatomical structure. The transcript has 6 exons. Lineage: Eukaryota; Metazoa; Chordata; Actinopteri; Salmoniformes; Salmonidae. Bases 1 to 630 code for a protein of 209 amino acids.
AUGCGGAGCAGGGAAACACCGUUGAUGCGAGCUCUCUUCCACGAGCCCGGUGACGAAGAUCUACCCGUCGUUCUAUGCGGAUGGAAGGAGUUCUGUGAGCUGUGUAUGGCUAAAGACCGACAGACCAACAAGGUGUUUGUCUGUAAGAAGUUUCUGAAGAAGGACGGGAGGAAAGUACGCAAGGCUGCCAAGAAUGAAAUCCUGAUCCUCAAAAUGGUCAACCAUCCAAACAUCCUCCAACUGAUCGACACUUUUGAGACGCGGAAGGAGUUCUUCAUCAUCCAGGAGCUGGCUACAGGCGGUGAUGUGUUUGACUGGAUUCUGGACCAGGGGAAUUACACAGAGAGAGAUGCCUCCAACGUGAUCAAACAGGUUCUAGAGGCCGUGUCCUAUCUACACUCACUCAACAUCGUACACAGGAACCUCAAGUUGGAGAACCUGAUGUACUACACAGAGAACAAUCACAACAAAGUGGUUCUGCGGGAUUUCUACCUGUCCAAGUUUGAGAACGGUUCCAUCACAGAACCCUGUGGAACACCGGAGUACCUGGCUCCUGAGGUUGUGGCCAGACACCGGUACGGUCGACCGGUGGACUGUUGGGCAGUAGGGGUCAUCAUGUAUAUACUGUGA